Ilex paraguariensis (yerba mate) is the source of this 207-nucleotide messenger RNA. The record is from the annotation of a GenBank genome assembly. Lineage: Eukaryota; Viridiplantae; Streptophyta; Magnoliopsida; Aquifoliales; Aquifoliaceae.
AUGGAGAAGGAAAAGAAGGGCUAUGGUGCAUAUGUAUUGGUUGUUCCAUUUCCAAGCCCUGGCCACAUAAACCCCCUGCUCCAACUUUGCAAGCGUCUGGUCUCCAAAGGGCUCAAGGCCACUCUCGCUGUCACCAAAUCCAUCUCCAAAACCAUGAAUCCACAAUCCGACACAGUCCACGUUGACACAAUCUCAGAUGGGAUCUGA